Leptopilina boulardi is the source of this 1497-nucleotide messenger RNA. RefSeq lists its product as uncharacterized. Lineage: Eukaryota; Metazoa; Arthropoda; Insecta; Hymenoptera; Figitidae. Bases 616 to 1497 code for a protein of 293 amino acids. The transcript has 3 exons. The record is from RefSeq and is a predicted model, not a curated record.
GGUAUGGAAUCGCACGGUACGGAGACACGACUGUGUAAACCUAUUUUUGAGAUAUAUUUUGGAAUAUUACUCAAAGUGAUAUAAACUGAAAAGUUGAUUUACAGAAUUAAACUUUUUAAAUCUUUGUAAAGUGUAUAUCCUUCCUCAUACUUGAAUUUCUUAUGUGCGUGAGAUCGUUUAAAUGGAAUGGGUAAUUCGCUUAGAUGCACGGUUUAGACAGAAAGUUAGUGAGGCCAAGGGUGCCGAGUACGUAACAUUGUGUGACGGGUACCUUACAAAUUUUAAUUGAAGUCAAAAUACACCUUGCAAAGUCAACCUUUAAAUUUUGUACGACUCCCAAUAGAGAAAAGCUAAUCAUAAGGAAUCAUAAGAAAUCGAAAUCUAGCACUGGAAAAUCUAUAUCGGUAAGAGGACGAUUGGCAAUAAAAUAUUGGAACAGAGUAAAGAAAUUGCGACUGCUGGAUAAGAGUGAUAAUACUGAAAGUAAUACUCAGUCAAUGCUAUCACUGUCGGCCGAUGAAUAUUUGUGAAUUGUGAGGUGCGUGCCUGUUGGUGACAAUUUUCGAAACGAUAGUUACUGAAUAACCUUGAACGGUCACUGUGUAUACAAUAACAAUGGCUGACGAAAAACUCUCUGACAGAGAACUGUUAGUGAAAAUCAGCGCAGGUGUUACUGAUACAAACGAAGAAGUCAAGUCAUUGAAGUCAAUGUAUUCCAUUAUGAGCAGAGAUAUCGAUGAAAUGAAAAAGGACCAACGGAAGUUUGCUUCAGAACACGACGACUUAUGUACAACAGUAGGCCUACUGAAAAAAAGGCUUUUGUCAAUGGAGAGGGAGUCAAGAAAUAAAAAUCUUUUAAUUUUUAAACUGCAAGACGAGGAAAAGUUCAAUAAAAACUUAUAUCUCUCGAUUUCCGAGAUCUUCAAGGCGAUAAAAGUGGAGAUUCCGGAACAUGCCAUCGAGUCUAUUUAUAGAUUCGGAAAGUCCAGUGGAACGAGACCCGUAAUGGUGCGCUUUACAUCACCGAGAUGGAAAUCACUCCUGUUUCGCAGCGCGAAGGAUUUACGCGAGCUGGGACUAGCAAUCUCCAAUGACCUCACGGAAGAUGAAAGAAGAGAGCGCAAGCUGCUCUUACAAUUUCAGUCUAGAUUGAGGGAGCAAGGACAAGAAACAAAAUUAAGGGGAAGUUAUCUUAUCAUUGAAAACAGACCUUACUCCGUAAAAGAUCUACAACGAGAAUCUGAAACUAUCACAGCUGCUGAGAAGGAGGACAUGGAGGUGGGGGGUGAUGAGUCAGACUUAGAGGAAGUGGCAACAGGAAUAACCGCAACACCUAGGAAGAAGCGCAGACUAAAACAACAGGAGAAAGAAGUCAAGAGAGGGCGCUCUGUAGGUUCCACUAAACCCAAGGCAAUCAAAGAUAUGAAACCCUUAACACAGUUUUUUCGAACGGACAAAAUUCGCGAUUCUUUGGCGGUUGUCCCAGGAAAAGAAUAG